Micromonas commoda is the source of this 2687-nucleotide messenger RNA. RefSeq lists its product with no specific name. The record is from RefSeq and is a predicted model, not a curated record. Gene Ontology annotation, cellular component: axoneme. Bases 1 to 2634 code for a protein of 877 amino acids. The transcript is spliced from 2 exons. Gene Ontology annotation, biological process: cilium-dependent cell motility; cilium movement; inner dynein arm assembly. NCBI's taxonomy places the organism in Eukaryota, Viridiplantae, Chlorophyta, Mamiellophyceae, Mamiellales, Mamiellaceae.
AUGGCGGAUCCAUACGACGACCCGACCGACAGCGAUGUGGACGAGUCUUUCCUCCCGCCGUUCGCCAACGCCGAGAACAGGGCGCUGGAUCGCGCGAUACGCGAGAAGGAGCGCACGCUGGACGUCAUCGAGGACGAGACCGAGGAGAGCCGGGAUCGCGUCGGCGUCAUGGCCGAACACCUCAAGGCGGUCCAGCAGGAGCUCGUGUUCACGCAAUCGCGGGUGGAAUCCAAGGCGAAAGAGGCGGAGACCGAGCGGCACAUGAAGCGCAUGAGCGAGAUGGCCAUCACGCGGGUCCGCGAGGACAUCAAGCGGAUGGAACGCGAGGAGCUCGACCUGAACGAUAAGACGGUGUCUCUGCAGACGAGCGUGCACCGAGGAAACGAGAAGCUCGAGCAGUUCAAGCUCCUGAUGAACUGGAACCAGGAGGAGCUGGAGCAGUGGGCCACCGCGAGCAAGCAGAAGGAGGAGGAUAACCUCGCGCUCGAGAAGUACCAGCGCGCGGACGAGGCGAGGGUCCGCGAGCUUAACCAGGCGAUUGAGAAGAUGACCAAGGCUGUCCACGCCAAGCGAACGGAGCUGGAGAACGAGGUGACGGACACGCAGACGGCGCAGAUCGAACUCGACCGCGCCGCGGAAGACUUCAGGGCGCUCCACGCGGAGCGCCAGAAUCUCGUUCGGCAGUGGGAGGAUGCCAUCCUCAGCAUGAAACAACGAGAUCACGCCAUCCAGGAGGCUUCCCGCCUGUUUGCGGCUCGAAAGAAGGAGCUGCGAAUUAAGCAGCAGACCCUCGACGAGCGCGCUCGAUUCCUCGACCAGGAGCUCGCGAACAACAAGGAGAUCGACGCCGCGAUCCAAACCACCGAUCGCGGCCUGGGCGCGCUCCGGGAGGAGUACGCCUCGGAGACUACGACCCAGAGGGAGCUUCAGGACGAGGUGGACAUCGUGAAGAACACGCUGGCGAAGGCGGCCGCGGAUCUCGCGCAGGCGGACGCCGGCAACGAGGCGAAGGGCAUGACACUCGCGGAGAAGAGAAAGAAGCUCGAGCGCGCGCGUAAAAAGGUUGACGCCGCCGUUCGCCGGCUCGAGGAGGAGAAGGUUGAACUCAUGAGCCUCGAGGAGAAACAGGCGGAGUUGGAGCGGAUCAUGCGGGACAACGAGUCGGAGCUCGACGCGGUCAUCAAGGAGGGCGCCGCGCACAAGGAACUGCUCGUCAAGUCCAACCAGGAGCUGACCGACUUGCGCGCCAAGGAGAGGGAUCUCGCGUCGCAAAUUGAGGGUGGCCGCUCGCAGAACAAGUCGAUGACGCAGAAGAUCAAAUCGCUCGACGCGCUUGUGCUUCAGCAGCAGGAGAACCUGUACAACAUCGAGUUCCAGAUCCAAGGCCUGGAGCGCAAGGUUGCGAGGGCGGGCGGGCUGCGAUCGGACGAGGAGAGCAGGGUCAUGAACGCGAAGAUUGCGGCGAUUCAGGCUGUUCUCGACGAGCGCACCGCUGAGUUUGACAUUCUCACCUCGUCGGUCAAGCGAGCGGAGGACGACUUGGCGCACGCCAAGCGCAAGAACAACGACCUGAAAAAGUCCGCGAAGCAGGUGGCGGAUGAGCUUCACGAGGUCAACUUGGAAUCGGACACAACCGCGAAGGCUGUCAAGGAGGCUGUGAAGGAGAAGGAGGACAGGAUGGUGGCUCACGACGUUUUAAAACUCGAGGUCAAGAGAUUGAGGGACCAGCUCAACGCUCGUGCCGACGAGGUGUUUUCGCUGGAGAACCGCAAGAUGCAGCUGCAGCUCAGCAUGGAGGAGCGGAAGCACGAGGUCGAGGUGCACCGCGAGCUGCUCGCGGCGCAGCUGAAGAUGGUGCAGGAGGAUAUCCAUCGUGCCACGCUCGAGAUGCGGGAGCGCGCUAUGAAGGUGGGCCGGCUUCAGAACAAGUUCGACAUCCUCGUCAACAAGGUGAAGCGCGAGGAAGGGGAGGAGCACUCGCAGGCGUACUACGUGAUCAAGGCUGCGCAGGAGAGGGAAGAGAUGCAGCACAAGGGCGACACCCUGGAUGCCAAGAUUCGUAAAGCUGAAAAGGAGGUCAAGGCGCUCGAGGCGACUCUCGAGAAGAUGAACGGGAAGAACAACGACUUCCGGGCGUCGACCAGGAAGGCUUCCGAUGAGGGAGACCUGCUCGCUACGCGCGCGGCGCUCAGGGAGAAGCUCGACGCGGCGUACGAGAAGAUGAAGGCGGCGAAAGACGAGGAGACAGCGCUGAGGAGGGACCUGGAUCGGCACGACCAACGGCUCAACGCUCUUCACGACGAGGCGGGGGCUCUCAACGGAUCCCUCGACCACCUCGAGACGCUCGCGGGAACCUCCGAGGAAACGCUGCGCCAGGCGGCCACGACCGCGGAGAGCAUCGCCGAGAGGCUCGCGGAGGCGCGGGACGAGUACAGGCGGCGCGCGGGCGUUCCCUUGGACGACGACGGCGCGGUUGGAAUAGAGGAGCUCGACCUGCGAACGCAAGAGCUCCGAGAGGGGACGCGAGUCGUAGUCAGCGAGCUCAAGUCGGUCGCGUCGAGGCACCCGGAACUGGCUAGCAUGCUCGCGUCGUACGGGGUGAGGCUUCCGGGCGGCGAGGCGGUCGGCGCGUGAAGUGAACGAGUCGUAGCGAGCGAACGUCGGUGAACAAAAGACGAGGAUAAACU